UUGCUUUCUAAGACCAAUGUGUAAAUAUGUAAAAUAGUAGUGUUUUGAUUACCGAAAACGGAACAGUUCCAAUGAUAUCGCAUGAGGUAAACUAUUUUGUAGAUAGUAAAAAACGGACUGAGAAACGAGAAGGUAAAACUGCAAACAUGGCAGUAAAAACAGGUGAUUUUGACUUCGAGCAACAUAUGGAGCAGUUUGAUUCCGAGACUUCUGCUAUUCACCGGAAAUUACAAAGCAAGGUAGAAGCGCUAAAAAUAAUGAAAAAUGAAAUGGAAAAAUUCCGCUCGGAACGGGAUCAGUUUAAAGUUAUGGCGGAAACCCUUCAAAUGCGUUACACUGCCUUAAAAAACAGCGUGAAUGGUCCCGAACUACAGGAGACCGGACUCGGCCAUAAUUCCGCAGUGAGCUUGAUUGUCAACCAAACCAGGCAACACAACAUGUCAUUAAGCACCGAGGUGGAAGCACUGAGACAGCGUAUUUUGGAAUUAGAAGGUGACAUAAAGGUAUUGCGAACCAAAAACACCGAUCUGCAGGCCAUCUGCAGCAAGUUCAAAUCUGCGGAAGAUAUGAUACUCAAGGAAAAUGGUACCACCUUUUUUCAAAAAGAAAAAUCCAAACUAAUUUGUCAAAUGGAAAAGCUUAAAAAGAAAAACGCUCAACUACAGUACGAUUUUCGUGCGCUGCUGGACGAAAAAGAGGAACUUGUUGUGGAGCGGGAUGCGUACAAGUGCAAAGCCCAUCGUCUAAACCAUGAGCUAUCAAUCGUGCUUAAAGGUGACAAAUCACAACAGCAAAUGUUGGACAUCGACGGACUUAUUUUGGAGAAUAAAUAUCAGCAGGAAAAAAUUCUCAACUUGGAAAAUGAGCUUGAAUUAGCAAAACAAUCUGCCACAAAGUACAAGAACAUGCUUGACACGAAUCGAAAAAAAGGAAUUAUUAAGCUGGGCAGUAGUAAUAAUCAAACGAUCAUGUCUCAUACCCAAGUUAAAAAACUCCUGGAGCGUGGUACCGUGGACGAGAUUCCCCUCAAAGCAGCAACCAUUUCGGAACUAAAAUCACUCUGCAGGGGGCUGUUGGAUAACGUCAACGACAAGAGUUUAGCACUAUCACAUCAAAAGAAAACCAACAAAUUGUUGGCUGCCAAGAUUGCCGAACUGGAGCAACGAAUAAACACCUUAACAGGCAACAAUGAAGCCGGUGUGUCUUGUCUUUCACCGUCGCAAAUUCUGCUAAAUGGUUACUCUUCAGCAACUGUUGACCUUGACGUAAGCGAAGAACUAAAACAGCUUAAAGUAUCCGCCCAAUCCCAGUACAGUGAUAGCGGUGGAGGGGCGGCUUGUGAAGCAUCCAGUUCUAACACAUCUCAAGGUCUACCGGCAGAACUUCUAUCGUCGGAAUCCAACAAAAGUCUACCAAGCUGCUCAGAAGUAGGUGACCGUGAGUACGUCAACGAGUCGUCUUCCGAUUCCACUUCCAAUGGCGAAGAAAUCGGCGGAACACGAUUGGGCCCGUACGGCAACGCCGACAUAAAAUGGCAAUCGAGUGGAUCAAAGCUUCCGGAAUUACCACCUGAAAUUGCCGCACUUGUACAACAACUCAUUGAUGGCAUGGACGACAGUGCUAUUUCCGCUAAUUAAAACCGGAAGGAACCUGUUAUCACUCUGCAAGUAUGGGAAGAAUGUUCACGCAGACAGGCACAUGUGCAUUUUUAGCACUUCUAGUCAAGUGGAAAGGUGCUACAGCAUACGAAAAUUGUCGUCCCUCGAAGCCUUACCAACCGAUGCUCUAAGAAAGAACGCACCUAAACGCUAACAGAAGAAAAAACAAUACCGCUAAU
Messenger RNA from Sabethes cyaneus, 1837 nucleotides. Its product is annotated as coiled-coil domain-containing protein 149. NCBI's taxonomy places the organism in Eukaryota, Metazoa, Arthropoda, Insecta, Diptera, Culicidae. The transcript has 5 exons. The record is from RefSeq and is a predicted model, not a curated record. Bases 72 to 1637 code for a protein of 521 amino acids.